CGAUGGGGGCGCGCGCACGUCACGACACUCAAUCUCAUUGAGAUGUAACGGAGCAGGGCAGAGCAAGCAAUAUAAACUACAAGGAACAGGGUUCAAUUGACCCUGGUCUGCCUCCAGGUGUGGAGGCCCAUAAACCAGCGAGGAGGAAACAUGAUGAGCGGGAAGAGCCUGCUGCUGAAGGUGAUCCUGCUGGGGGACGGUGGAGUGGGCAAGUCCUCCCUAAUGAACCGCUAUGUCACAGACCGCUUUGACUCCCAGUCCUUUCACACCAUCGGCGUGGAGUUCCUCAACCGCGACCUGGAGGUGGAUGGGCGCCUGGUCACUCUUCAGAUCUGGGACACAGCAGGCCAGGAGCGCUUUAAGUCCCUGCGCACGCCUUUCUACCGAGGCGCAGACUGCUGCCUGCUCACAUUUGCUGUGAACGACCUGCAGAGCUUCCAGAACCUCGGCUGCUGGAAGAAGGAGUUCAUGUUCUACUCGGAUGUGAAAGACCCUGAGAGGUUCCCUUUUGUGGUGCUAGGCAAUAAGUUAGAUAUGGAGCAGAGGCAGGUGGGGGAGGACGAAGCACGGGCCUGGUGUGAAGAGAAUGGCUGCUGCCCUUACUUUGAGACCAGUGCUAAAGACGACACUAAUGUCACAGCUGCAUUUGAGGCAGCUGUCAGGGAGGUUCUGGCUGCUGAGGACCAGAUUGACCAUGCAUUACUGGGUAGUACUAUUGAUCUGCAUGGCAACCGCAAAACCUCUCGUGCGUCUUGCUGCUGAUUGGUCAGGUGCAGAUACACGAAAUCCACCUUGUGUAAAUCUCUCUGGCUGAAACUUGCCUGGGGGCAGUUUU
Micropterus salmoides (largemouth bass) is the source of this 835-nucleotide messenger RNA. It is a transcript of the gene rab9b, whose product is annotated as RAB9B, member RAS oncogene family. The transcript is spliced from 2 exons. Bases 151 to 762 code for a protein of 203 amino acids. The record is from RefSeq and is a predicted model, not a curated record. Gene Ontology annotation, molecular function: GTPase activity; GTP binding. Gene Ontology annotation, biological process: Rab protein signal transduction; retrograde transport, endosome to Golgi. Gene Ontology annotation, cellular component: lysosome; phagocytic vesicle; late endosome. Lineage: Eukaryota; Metazoa; Chordata; Actinopteri; Centrarchiformes; Centrarchidae.